CCCACUUUAUACAACCUUUUCUCACUUUCCAGAAUCCAGACCAUAACCCAACGCAGGAGUGCUGGGGAGCAGACGGAGGGGAAUGGCUAGUUCUAGAGCUCUCGCCCCUGCCAUUCUUGGCUCCAUGCGUUCACGUCUUCUCCCCCUCCAAUCUACCAUAGUAACAAAAAGAAUUUCGUCUCUUUCAUCAUAUUCUGCCUCAAACCUUGGUUUCUCUCCUUCCCUGCGACUGAGAAAAGCUAAACCAGCAAGAAAGUUUAUAAUUCGGGCUGCAAGAACAGAGUCCAAAGGGGUCUCACUGGGGUUCCGAGCUCCUGAGUUUGAGCUUCCAGAGCCUCUCACGGGGAAAAUUUGGAAACUUGAUGAUUUUGAGUCGUAUCCUGCUUUACUGGUUAUGUUUAUCUGCAAUCACUGCCCAUUUGUAAAACACUUGAAGAAAGACAUUGUGAAACUUACAAAUUUCUACAUGAAGAAAGGACUUGCAGUUAUUGCGAUCUCUUCAAAUUCUGUAGCUACUCACCCACAGGACGGACCAGAAUUCAUGGCAGAAGAAGCUAAAUUUUUUAAUUAUCCUUUUCCUUAUCUCUAUGAUGAGUCACAAGAGGUUGCAAGGGGUUUUGGAGCUGUAUGCACACCAGAAUUUUUCCUAUUUAAAAAGGAUGGUCGUAGGCCAUUUGGGCUGGUUUACCAUGGGCAGUUUGAUGAUUCACGGCCAAGUAACAACGUACAAGUUACAGGAAGGGAUUUAAGCCUUGCAAUAGAUUGUGUUCUCAGUGGCCAACCAUUACCAUCAGUGCAGAAACCAAGUGUUGGAUGCAGUAUAAAGUGGCAUCCAGAAAAGAGUUUGUAAUCUGCAAUGACUGCUUUUUCUUCCACAAGAUGAUUAUCUGCAGGUGUAUACCAUACUUUGAGGAAUCACAGGCUAUUACACAAGAUUGUUGGAGAAAUUUCAGGAAGGGACCAACAAGCAAAAUGUGAAACAAGGCUUAUUUUGAUACCCGAAACCUGUGGAGGAUUUUGAAUCGUGAUAUGCUAUUUAGGAUUUGAGAAGACCCUAAAAGUGAAAAUUGUCUAUGUUGGUAGUCCCAUGUUGCAUUUUGCAUCUAUUGUACCUAAUUACUAAGGGUGUUUUACUUGUUUUUUUUAUAUCUUUAAUGUUGUCUAUCUUACUUAAUCGAAAUGAGAGCCAGCUUUGGCUCUUUGAAACUUACAUCCUCUCCAUUCUGAGUCCUCCCUUACUGAUAAUCCAUCAAAAGAUGAAGCAGAACAAAAGAGAGAGAGAGAGAGAGAGAGAGAGAGAGAAAGAGAGAGAGAGAGG
Messenger RNA from Nelumbo nucifera (sacred lotus), 1318 nucleotides. Its product is annotated as Thioredoxin superfamily protein. The record is from RefSeq and is a predicted model, not a curated record. Lineage: Eukaryota; Viridiplantae; Streptophyta; Magnoliopsida; Proteales; Nelumbonaceae. Gene Ontology annotation, molecular function: oxidoreductase activity; antioxidant activity.